Molecule: messenger RNA, 924 nt
Organism: Acromyrmex echinatior (Panamanian leafcutter ant)
Lineage: Eukaryota; Metazoa; Arthropoda; Insecta; Hymenoptera; Formicidae
Product: major royal jelly protein 6-like
Cellular component (GO): extracellular region
Source: RefSeq, a predicted model, not a curated record
AUGAAAAUCGUGUACAAAUGGAAAUAUCUAGAUUAUGUUUGGGAUAAUCCGGAGCAUAAGGAAAACGCAAUAAAUUCUAGCAAUUAUAACGUUAGCACGUGCUUUUUAAACGAUGUAGAUAAAGCAGAUGACGGUAGAAUAUUUGCUACUGUACCAAAAAUGUUCAAUUUUGCUGUGCCAGCUAGUGUAGUGACAGUCAGUGAUAUAAUAGAAUCAGGGGGUCCACUUUUACAUCCUUAUCCAGAUUGGUCUUGGUAUAAUAAUAGUAAUAUGUGUGAUAAUAUUGUAAAUGUUUAUAUGAUUCACGUGUUUAUAUCCGACAUGAUAGGUUCCGGUUUAGUGAUUUAUGAUUCAUCUAAAAAUAGUUCAUGCAGAGUUGAAUCUGAUUUUAUGGGAGCGACCGACUACAUUAAUAUUACCAUAGCAAACCAAACUGUACCUUUUAUGGCCGACCUUUUCUAUAAUCCUUUUACGGAGAAAAAAGUAUAUAAGAUGAAAAUAAAGAAGCUACUAAAAUGUCCAGAUAAAGAAACGGCAAAUAAUCAAACUAAACUUGUGGGUGAAUUAUCAAUUCAGACAGGACCAUUAGCGUCCACAAAGUGUUCACUCUUUUUAAGCAAUUAUCUACAAAAUUCCAUUCAAGGCACGAACGCUUGUAAAAAAUUUUAUCCUAAGGAUAUGGUGGUCUUUGCACAAAAUGACAAAAAGUUGCAAAUUGUAACUGGAAUGAAAGCUCUACAGCAUCAUAAUGAACUGAUGGCGUUAUCAACUAUGACGUAUAUUACUUACCCUAAUGUGGCUUUUCCAGCUGGAAAAAUUUUAUUCUCCAACACCGCUUGGUUUGGUCUAUCAGAUGGACUACCACCACCUGAAAAUAAUCCUGGACAGCUUCACUUUUUACUUGGUCGUAAAAUUAAGUCGUGA